CGAGACCCGAAGGCCCAGACGUGGUGCGUAACGUAACAUUCCAUUCAGAGAAGAGAGAAAGAUGGCGUCCUCUAACAAUCCCCGCAAAUUUAGCGAAAAAAUCGCUUUGCAUAACCAGAAACAGGCGGAAGAAACUGCGGCAUUCGAAGAGGUCAUGAAAGACUUGAAUAUCACCAGAGCUGCACGGUUGCAGUUACAGAAGACCCAGUAUUUGCAACUGGGGCAGAAUCGUGGACAGUACUAUGGAGGCUCACUGCCCAAUGUCAAUCAGAUUGGAAAUGGCAACAUUGACCUGCCUUUUCAGAAUUCUGUGUUGGACACCAGUCGCACAACCAGGCACCACGGUUUGGUGGAUCGUGUUUACCGUGAACGAAAUCGCAUCACUUCUCCACACCGCCGGCCUCUUUCAGUUGACAAACAUGGACGCCAAAUCGACAGCUGCCCCUACAGCUCAGUUUACCUCUCCCCGCCACCAGACACAAGCUGGAGAAGGACAAAUUCAGACUCUGCCUUACACCAGAGCACCAUGAAUCCCAAACCCCAAGAGGUGUUUGCUGGCGGAUCACAGGAGCUUCAACCCAAACGAGUGCCUGGGACGGAGAGCGUGGAGACAAAUGUAGACAACGAUGCACAGAAACAGCUGUGGGAUGACAAGAAGGGGGAUUCACCAAACCACAACACAUGUGAUGUCCCAGGAAUCAAUAUUUUCCCAUCACCAGACCAGGAACUGAACCCAGCGGUGCUACCUGCUGCACACAACACAGGCGGCUCAUUGCCUGAUCUCACCAACAUCCAGUUCCCUCCUCCUUUGUCCACCCCACUGGACCCCGAAGACACAGUUGCCUUCCCUUCCCUCAGCUCGUCCAACAGCACAGGCAGCCUCACCACGAACCUCACCCAUCUAGGCAUCAGCGCAGCCAGUCAUGGGAUUCCUACUUCCUCCCAGCCAACCAUGACUGUAACAGAACAACGCCGCCAGCCCCCCGUGGUGCCACUUACACUAAGCACCGACCUCCAUCUUCAGAAGUCCACACAGCAGUUGUCGCCCACCCUCUCCUCACCUGUUAACAUCACACAGAUAUUUCCAACAGAACAGCAAACCCUGGAGCAACAGCUUUCCCAGUUCCCUCUUUUCAACCAUCUGACUGCUCAGGCACAGGCUCAGUUGCUCAGCGACCUGCAGAAGCAGCCGCCGCAGGGUAUCCAGCUCAUCACGCUGCCUGCUCCUCCUUCCACUGCUACAGGCCCCGCCACUGCCAACAGCCCAUCCCCGGACAGCCAGACCUCAGCCAGCAUCAGCUCGUAUCGCAAUCAGACUGGCUCACCAGCCACUCAGUCUCCAACCUCCCCAGUCUCCAAUCAAGGCUUCUCCCCCGGCGGCUCGCCUCAACAUAUUCCUGUGGUGAGCAGCAUAUUUGGUGACUCCUUUUACGAUCAGCAGGUGGCAUCGAGGCAGACCAACGCUUUGUCUCACCAGUUGGAACAAUUCAACAUGAUCGAGAACUCCAUAAGCUCUACCAGCCUGUACACGCAGUGCUCCACCCUCAACUAUACUCAAGCCGCUAUGAUGGGUCUUAGCGGCGGCAGCCUUCAAGAAUCUCAGCACCUUGGCUACAGUAGUCAUGGCAACAUUCCCAACAUAAUCUUAACAGUCACAGGUGAGUCUCCGCCGAGCCUCUCCAAAGAGCUCACCAAUUCACUGGCGGGCGUCGGUGACGUUAGCUUUGAUGCGGACUCUCAGUUCCCUCUGGAUGAGCUAAAGAUCGACCCCCUCACCCUGGAUGGGCUGCACAUGCUCAAUGACCCCGACAUGGUGCUGGCUGACCCCGCCACCGAGGACACGUUCAGGAUGGACAGGCUGUGAUGUGACCCGCUUGGCUGACUGAUGACGGCGAGCAACCAGAAGGAGGAUAAACACUUGAACGUGUGAAUGGAGGAGGUGAGACAAAAGGGCAGGGUUGAGCCCUCUCCCUUGUUGCAUGGCCAUCCAGCGGCCCGACCUCGCCCUCGACUCGGUAAAAGCUCUUUGACACAACGACGCGCCACCAAAAGAAUGCAGGGAAAAGGACGUCCUGUGGCUUUCGGGUGAAUGGCCGCGAUGUCCUCUUUUUUUAAAUUUUUUUAUUUUAAUUUAUUUUUAAGAGAUUGGUCGCUCAGCGCUUUUGCUAGCACAGCUGUGUUUACAGUGCACCAUUAAAUGCCACAUAUUUUCAGAAAAUGCAUUUUUUUUUUCUUAUUCAUAUUAGAUUUAAUAUUUAUUUUUAUUUAUAUUACUGUUAUGAUAUUUCUUUAUAUUUGCUGGUAGCGGGAAACUGCAGACAUUGGACUAAAGCAUUUGUAUUGGUCAUCUUAAAAGGGGGGAAAAAAAGCUGCUGGUUUUCCUGCCUGCAAUUUAUCGGGUCUUCAACAACUAUCACACUCAGAGCUUUACUUUUGACAACCAAAUGUUUCUUUUUUGUUUUUUUAAUCAUGCACAUGUCUUUUAAUGCCGUAUGUUAUGUGAUUUUUUUCUUUGUGAGAAUAUUUUUCGUUGGGUUUCAUACAGCCGAUGCCAAAAUGCUCUCGGUAGGCAUAGUGUAAAUCUGCACUGAUGUAAUUUAUUUAUGAAUUUUGAACAUAUUUCACUUGUGUCUGUAUUUAGGCUACCGCUAGUUGUUUAUUGAAGGAGUGCAAAACCUCCCCAUAGUUGCUCUUCAGUGUUCGAUGUGCCAUAUUCAUUGCUGUAGCCCAGAAGUGACGGUCAACUCAUCAUAAUUUUUAUGCCGAAAAACACACACAGGCUCCAAAAGCAGUUUAAAAAAAAAAAAUUACUUUAUUUUAUUAUUAUUUUUUUAGAAGAUCAGGUAUAACCACGUAACUGGAAAGCAGAAUGAAUUUUCUGGAAAAGAAAAGCCAGCAGACUGGUCUUUCAGGGAAGGAAGCUGUCUGUUUCGUAACUGGCAAACUCUCAAAUUUUAACUCUUUUGGAAGUCGUCACUGUGAAAAUCACCCGAUUUUGCCUUACAUGAAUAUUCUACUGUUAAGUGUCUAAUGUAACGACGUAUUUUCGUAAAUUCUUGAACCAUUUUCUUGUAUUUGACAGAGGCAUAUGUUUUUGUUCAGUGCUCUUUGUGAUUAUGUUGUGUAAAGUCUGACAAAUCAAUGUACUGUAUUUUGUAGCGGUACACUUUAUAGCCAAAUUAUUGACGUUUUAUUAAGUGGCGGAAAAGGGGGGGGGGGGUGUCAAAAUGUCGAUAAAUGCGACGGAUCGCAAAUAUGGGGAGGCUUUUUGCUCCUUAAAGGGGAAGCUCUAACAAAAACACUGUUCAACAUGACCACGCGAGGCAAACUGCGUGCGCCGACGGGCGUUUUUUAACAAUUCAGCAAUUCCGAGAAGAUAUUUCUGUUACAGUACCUCUCUUGAGAGUGUCUUAACAUAGGAAAUGGGAAGACGAGCAUCAAAUGGUCUUUCAUGGAAACGGUUCACAUAUUUAGGUGUCUGAUAGGCCAUUUUUCACCAGACUGAUCUCCAUCUCGUGGUGCAAACAACCAGAAUGGUGACAAAAAUAAUCAGGGAUGUGGUCCAAUCACAAACUGUUUACAGAUUUUCCCAAUUCAUGUUUGCAAAGAGUUUUAUCUUCAAUACCAUCAGCUCGCUCUUACAUUCAGAUUCAGCAGAAAACGACCCAUGGUGGCCUUUUGUCAGAGUUUCCCUGAGAGUUGUGUUUUUUGUGCAGUGCGUGCUCUUGUUUGGUAUUAUUCGAGCAUUUGUGUACAGACAUGCUGAUCAUUUGUGCUUACUACUCAACGCUUGGGAUCCGUUCCCAGCGCCACCAUCGAGUGGGGCUCACGGAAGUCUUUUUACUGUUACGCAUGAGUCGGCUGUACUUUGGACAGGUGUGUGGUUCCUAUGCAAGCAAGACUAAAACAUAACUUUGAAAGGGGGGGGGAAGAAAAUCCGUCUUGGGGUUCCUACAAGUAGUCUGGCGCAUAUCAGUUGAAAAGUUGUUGCUGCCAUACAUUCAAUUUACUAUUACGGAGAUGCGACAGUAUAUUACAGACAUUCUGUUGAAUUCCUCAAGUGCUUUGGAGCCGAACUGCUUUUUAAUGAAGCGUUACAAUUUGAGUUUGCGAUCAGUACUUGGAUCUUUCGAAGGCCAAUCCAGGCUGUGUUCAAGCACACAAGAACCCAACUGGUUGAUUUGAGCAACGUGCUAGGGCAUGUUGCUCAAGCACAAGUGUACGCGGCUUCCACGCGGAUAUUUGAGUUUGUUGAAGCUGUUCAUGGCGAACAAGAGCUGUAGGGUGAUACAAUGCAAUUGGCCCAUUGUGAAUCUUUUUUUUCUCUUUUUCAUUUUGACCUUUGAAAAUUUACUCUUAAAACUGACCUCCAAAAAAACAAAAUGAAACAAACAAAAAACCCAGACAUGUCAAGAAAACCAAGAUGGAUUUUUACUUUUUACAACUGCUGUUUUCAUUCAUCCAGUCAGUCAGUCGAGCUGAGCAAUGGCAGCCUUUGGAAGGUCUCUGUCCUUUCCGUCUGUAAUGCUGAAUAAUCCUUAUUGUACAUACACAUUAUAGCUGAUACAAUGCAUGAAGAAUCUGGCAGGUCAACCCUCUGAAUGAAAGCCUUGAUAGCUUGGUAGAACGUACAGCUGUCACAAAGUUUCGAGGGGUGCAUGUGGGGCUUCUCCUGUGCAGCAGUUAAUUUUGUUAACUCUUUAGUGACCUCCAAGUCUGUAUUAUGCUACUUCAUGACUCGAAGAAAAAAAAAAAAAAAAGAAGAAUGUACCAAGUGUGGCAGUAUCCUAGUCACCAAAGGACACGGGGAAUCUUGGUCAGACUGGACUGGAAUCCACAUUCGUCCUCUUGUUGCGGUCUCUCUCGCUUCCUGCCGUAGCAUCUCAACGCAUACGAGCACGUAUUCUCAUUAGAAAACUGCGUCCAACCCCUUUGGCGCCGCAGGCUUGUCGAGGAAAGAUGGCAGUUUGGCAUGCACAUUAUUUGUUUUGCAUUAGUGGACCUGAAGCUUCUGCGUUGCGGUCGGCCGCAUGACCUGAUACACACGAAGCAGAUUUUGUAUGCCGUGUAUGCGAUCAUUCUUGGCUCGAUCUCUGCUCAAGUGACAUCAGAUAUGAUUGUUGUUUUGAUUUGUUCCUCUUUCUGUAUCGUUAAGUGUCAUGUCAAGUUUUUUGGGCCAUGUGAGGUGUUUUGUUCAUGCCUUUCCUGUUUUUGUGCAAUGUUUAGUCCACUAGUUGCUUCGCACUUUAUUUGUGAUUCCCUGGCUUUUGAACCGGGACUCAUUUGCCUGAUUGGAAUGCUGACUGUUUCACACCAGACGUGUACUCCGGAGAUAUUUUCAUGUCAAAGAAAAGAUGAAUUCUCUAUUUUUGUUUUGUAAACUAUAUUUCAGCUUGUCUCGUUGUUGUUUUUAAUCUGUGAAGACUUUAGGGGAUGCAAAUAUAGAAAGGGCUUACUUUGGUGCAGCUUGCGCUCUUGUGUUGCAAAGGAACGUUGCUCCGAAUGUAAUUAUUGUAGGUCAUUUUAACCCCCGCCACACAAACACCCACCAGCGCACUAAAUCACCUCAAGCUUUCUGUUGUGGUUAUCUGUCGGGCAAACUAAAAACGAAAUCUCGGCUGAGGAAGUACCAAGGCACUACAUCAACUGCCAGAAUCUAGUGCUGCAUUCUAACUACAAAGUUGGUGAAAAGCUAUAUUUAUGAUGUCACGGCAGCACGCUUUCGAUCGGAAUCUUGCUUCAUCGGAUGCUUUCUGCAAGAACCCAGUGAGGUGAUGGCGUAUUUUGUCCCAAGUUUUUCUUGUGUCAGACAUUGGAGGUGCUCUUGAGCUUGCUUGCUGAAAGUGUGGUUGAAUGAAUGACCAAAAGAAUGAAUGAUGUGCACCAGACACAAGUGAGGCAGCUAAUACAACUUUAUAAAAUAAGGACAAUGGCUACACGGUUAAUUAUGGUUUUGCAAAAGAUAACUUGUUUAUUCGUCAACGUUCUGUCCCUUUUUUGUUUUUUUAAGUGCGGAACCCAUCAGUGAGGUGGUGUGUGACUUUUGCAAUAUUUGGUUGUGGUGAAAAAGGGGCAACUCUCCAGGCUCAUGGAUAGAAACUGCAGGAUGUACAGAUCACCUCAAAGUCUUGCUUUCUUGAUCAUGUGGCUUACCUGCAUGCUUUGGUUUGAGGUGUGUCUUACCUGCAGGGACUAUUGAGCACAACAUGCACUCAUUUUGGCUUCAAAAUUCAUUUAAGGUGAACCGUCUCAAAAGGCUGAGAAAGACAUUCUGUGUUUUGAAGGUGGAUUCUUCUAUCGGUCCUUAUUGCUUGUAUGUUGCUUUGUUUUUUUUUUUUUGGGGGGGGGGGGGUCAGACUAAACGGUCCCUUUAAUUCCACGCCAUUUUCUAAAGAACUGUACAGUUCAUUCAAGUAAAGGCUCCAGAAAAUUGCAAGUUACUGUAAGUUCCUCUUAAAGCUUCUAGUGAGAAUAGCAUUUUAUCACUGUUGUCCUGUAAGUCGUAGUAACCGAUCUGUAGAUAUUUAUUUGUUGCCAUGUGAUUCUCCUAAUAUGACCGUUUGUUUAUAGGCUGAAAGAAAAAUGUCAAUUAAAUUGAAUGUGGAUGACAUAUUUUUCUGCACAUCGUCUUGAUUUGCAAAAUGUUCCGACUGCGAAACUUUCAAUAUGGCAGCGUGUUGCUGUGGACAUGCAUGAUGUUUUAACCCUGCUGUAUUUUGUCUUUUUUUUUGUAAUCUGUAUUUCCAAAUACAAAUCUGAAAGAUUAUUUUCGAUACGUGCAUGCUUGUGAAAUGUUAAGUUUGAUUACCACUAAAAUCUGUUGAGUUA
Hippocampus zosterae (dwarf seahorse) is the source of this 6828-nucleotide messenger RNA. RefSeq names its product CREB regulated transcription coactivator 1b (gene crtc1b). Gene Ontology annotation, biological process: positive regulation of transcription by RNA polymerase II; protein homotetramerization. Gene Ontology annotation, cellular component: cytoplasm; nucleus. The coding region runs from base 62 to 1864 and encodes 600 amino acids. NCBI's taxonomy places the organism in Eukaryota, Metazoa, Chordata, Actinopteri, Syngnathiformes, Syngnathidae. The transcript is spliced from 14 exons. The record is from RefSeq and is a predicted model, not a curated record. Gene Ontology annotation, molecular function: cAMP response element binding protein binding.